UCUCGAUAUUUUGACUCUGCGAACCAGUUUUUUUUUUUCAGCUCCCUCCACUUAUCACCGCUCUUCUGAACCAUCUCUUUGGUGGUGAAUUAGGGAUUCCCCUGUCGACCUUGGAAAACCCCCCAACUUCACCCACUCAUUGGUUUCAAUUUCGUUCUUCUCUCUCGUUCGUUUACUGUUCGAUUCUUUUUCUUAUCUGUUCAUCCUCUACUCCUUUAUCAAGAUGGUGCAUUUCCCACCGGAAAAGGGCCAAGCAGAUUGUUGAAACUUGGGAUAAAUUAUUCAACUCAUCUCAGCAAGAGCAGCGUGUUUCAUUUCUGUAUUUGGCAAAUGACAUUUUGCAAAACAGCAGGCGCAAGGGAAGUGAAUUUGUGAAUGAAUUCUGGAAAGUUCUUCCUGGUGCUCUCAAGUAUGUCUACGAUCAAGGCGAUGAAAAUGGAAAGAAAGCAGCUGCUAGACUUGUCAACAUUUGGGAAGAAAGGAAGGUUUUUGGUUCUCGGGGUCAGAAUCUUAAGGAUGAAAUGCUUGGUAAAUAUCCACCUCCAACUCCAUUACCCAGCAGCAAUGGCAAGAGUUCAAAUCCUAAAAAAAUAGUGAAGAGGGAUGCCCACUCUGUGAGAAUUAAACUGGCUGUUGGAGGUGUUCCAGAGAGGAUUCUUACUGCAUUUCAAUCUGUACUUGAUGAACAUCUGAAUGAGGAUGCUGCUCUGAACGACUGUAGUUCUGCUACUCAUCAUCUGAAUCAAAUUGAGGAAGACUUGAAUGCUUCCUUAGCUCAAGGAACUCAACCAAGGUCUGCAUUGCUUGACGACCUUCAAGAGCAGGAAAAUGUAAUUCAACGAUGUAUUAGGCAACUCGAAAGUGUUGAGGCAACUAGGGCUUCUUUGGUUUCCUUGCUUGUAGAAGCGCUUCUGGACCAAGAAUCAAAGCUGGAACUAGUUCGCAAUCAGUUGCAGAUUGCUCGAUCUCAAAUUGAGCUAGCAAGUAAUGUUCGGAAGAGAUCUACUUCGACUCAAGUUCCUGGUCCUUCAGCUACUACCAUUAAUGUACCGACAGAAACGACCCAUGUGAUUGAUACUAAGUUACCUUCUGUCCAACAGAACGCAAUCGCUUCUCCUGUCCAGGCUAUGGCUUCUUUUGCUGGUCCUAAAACCAGUGAAGAUGAAACGAAGAGAGCAGCUGCUGCUGCUGUUGCUGCGAAGUUGGCUGCUUCUACAUCUUCGGCACAGAUGCUUACCUCUGUUCUUUCAUCCCUUGUUGCAGAAGAAGCUGCUUCCAUGAAUGGUAGCCUAAAAUCAUCUGGGUUUGCUUCAUUGUCCAUAUUCCCCUCUGAGAAACGACAGAAACUUGAGAAGCCAAUGCCUAUAUCCGAUGUCAGCGGUUCAGAUGGUAUUGGCGCAUCAUUCAUUACACCUAUGCAACAACAACAAUUGACAAGUGUGCCUCUUGCACAAUCAGCAAACGGGCAACCUGUAUCCCAGGCGAACCCGUGUCAAGCUUCAUUUGCUCCACCACCUCCACCAGCACCACCAUCUUUGUCCUCAACUCCACCAGUGAAUCAAUAUGCGCAGUCUGGUGGAUUAAUGGGGGUAUCACCGUAUAGUUUUGGAGCAUAUUCUCUACCACCUCCACCUCCUUUGCCUCCUCAUAUUGCAAUGGGUUUGAGCAGGCCAAUGUCUCAGCCGCCUCAGCAGCAGCAGCAGCAGCAGCAGCCUCAGCUGUCACUGCCUACUUCAGCAGGAUUUUAUCGGCCACCAGGUAUAGGUUUUUAUGGGCAAGGCCAGCAGUCGACGCCGCCACCCGUACCAAGGCAGUAAGUUACCAGGUAGAAUUUACUUGGGCCAAAUCUUCACUCAAGGGUUAAUAGCUUUAAUGUGUCAAAUGAGAGUUCAUUUCAGAAUUUGUAUUAUCAUGUAAAUUAGUAGAUUUCUUUUUGGUCUGUAGAAGUUUUAGUAUGUCUUCUCCUGCAAACAAUCUAAAAGAGCAUGUUGCAGCUGAGGUUGGUCCAUGCUGAUGGCAUACAUUAGGCUUUUCUAAUGUAAUGCUAUCAAAAAUUGGAAAGCUCGGUGGAGUCUCGGUUACCUCGAAAAUUUUACUGUGGCAAGGUAAGCAGCUCUUGUCCCCCUAUGUUUGGAAGCUGGUUAGAGUACUGUAGUACUGCUUAGAAGAUUUUUAGUUGACAUGUUAGAGAUUCAGCUUUGAAGACGCUUUGGCUUUAUAUCUGGCUGGAUAGAGUAGGGAAAUAGACUUAUUUGGAUAGCAAUAACAGGGAUGAUAUUGGUCUGUAAUAUAACUUGGUGAGGCCAUGAAAAUUACAAGUUGUUUAACACAGCAGUGCCAUAGUUUUGUAAUC
This is a messenger RNA of Cucurbita pepo subsp. pepo (vegetable marrow), 2353 nucleotides long. The record is from RefSeq and is a predicted model, not a curated record. Lineage: Eukaryota; Viridiplantae; Streptophyta; Magnoliopsida; Cucurbitales; Cucurbitaceae.